Messenger RNA from Hemibagrus wyckioides, 4574 nucleotides. RefSeq lists its product as uncharacterized. NCBI's taxonomy places the organism in Eukaryota, Metazoa, Chordata, Actinopteri, Siluriformes, Bagridae. Gene Ontology annotation, biological process: regulation of transcription by RNA polymerase II. Gene Ontology annotation, molecular function: DNA-binding transcription factor activity, RNA polymerase II-specific; RNA polymerase II transcription regulatory region sequence-specific DNA binding. The record is from RefSeq and is a predicted model, not a curated record. The transcript has 2 exons. The coding region runs from base 725 to 3964 and encodes 1079 amino acids. Gene Ontology annotation, cellular component: nucleus.
UUCUUAGCUUGCAUAGCAAUGUGGAAUUUACAAACAUGACCAGUUGACAGGAUAUUUCAGUUUAUUUCCAGAAUGUCACAGCUUAAAGCAAGUCUCGCGUUAAUAGUGUGUGUGACCAGAGCUGGAGCAGAAAUGUUGCUCGAGGCAGGAUCUCUCAGGACGGACAUAUUCCCGGUGGCGGAAAUGACGGAAGUCGUCAUAACUCUUCGCCUUCUGAUGUCAGUAAUGACAUGAAUGUGUAGUAAACAGCGCCGAAAUGAGUACAAACGCCACUUCUUCACGUGCAUGUCCGACUUGCGAACGAUGCUCGCACGCGUCCAGACGGAGAACAUGAUGAAAGUAACGGGAAUCGGGUCAAACAAACAGGAGGAAAAAGACCGGAAGCUCCGGGCAGUACAGGGUUAAACGGAGCGGUGUGGUGAAUGUGUAGAGCUCUACUGUAGUGCACCACACACAGCCAAUGGGAUGCGCGCGCUGCACGACUCGAGCAAGGAUUUUUCGCGUUCGUACGCGGGAGUAAAGCUGACACGGAUGGAUUUGUUCGCGUUAUGAGGCGUCAUGGAGCAUUGCGUUAUAAGCGCGGCGUUAAACGGUGAAGCGGAGACGCGGAAAAGGUCCAUUACCACUACCACCUUUUAUUCUUACAAAUGGAUCGUUCCUCAACCAAAAGAGUACUGAUUCGAAGAGUAUUUUGGCUUUUGCCAAAUAACAUACAGCCUCAACGAUGAAUUCAAACAGCUUGCAACAAAAUUUCAUCUUGUUUCUCGAAAAGUCAAAAGACUCUAAAGAGGUACCCAGAAACCUUAAUGGACGCCUGUGUUGCGAAAAAUGCCGCUUUUCAACCAAAGACAUUGCACUUUUUGAAAGACACAUAGCUCAGCAUGAGGAAGUGACCUUCUCCUGUACCAUUUGCAACCACAUCUCCUACUCGAGGGUUGAAUCUCAACGGCAUCUUGUUAAACACAAAGGGUCGUUCCCCUACAAGUGCAAUUGGUGCUCUUACGGCGCAGUCAGGAGGGACUACAUGGUAAAACACAUUCAGAGGAUACAUGGGAAGUCUGCAGAUGGAAUCUUUGCAAAUGACUGUACUAAAAAAAUUGAAGGGACUAAAGGGCUGGGCCUGUCUGAACCAAGAACUUUGAGUGGACCUUCACACGAUGUAAAAGUUGUGAGCCAUUCUGCAGGAAAUGUGUCUGGUCUGCUUUCUAGUGCGAGUCAAACAAGACCGAGUGCACCAUAUCGUGUUACAAGUACUACUUGCAGUCUACCCAUGAUUAAGCCUCAACCCUACAUUGUGACUAGUACUACCCAAACUGUAUGUAAAGUUACACAAGGAAUCAUUAAUCCACCACACGUCAGUACUAAAGAAGCAAUAGAAUACAUUAAAAAAAGGAGUGAAAAAACAUCCUUGGAAAAGACUACUGUAACAAGUGCACUUCCCAGAGUUCAUAUUGGCAUCUCUGGAGAUCGUUCAGUUCAGCAAAAGCCACCGCUUCAGAGCCAUGUGGUAGGCACCACAGAAAAGACGGCAACCGAUUUCAAAACCAUGCCGAAAUUACAAGCUGGAACUCCAGUCAGUAAUAAUAACCAUCUCAAGACACUUCUCAGCAACCAACGUGAAGCUCCAGUAGCGCUUCUCAGCAACCAACGUGAAGCUCCAGUAGCGCUUCUCAGCAACCAACGUGAAGUUCCAGUAGCGCUUCUCAGCAACCAACGUGAAGUUCCAGUAGCGCUUCUCAGCAACCAACGUGAAGCUCCAGUAGCGCUUCUCAGCAACCAACGUGAAGCUCCAGUAGCGCUUCUCAGCAACCAACGUGAAGCUCCAGUAGCACAAAUGCCAGUUACUUCUGGAGCUGUACAAAAUAUUCCAGUGGCACAUGCAAUACAAUGGUCCGUUCCAUCUUCAGCUAAUCCCACUGUCCUUGUUGAUGGAUUCCGACAGGGAAUACCGUCCAUAAAACAUGUGGCUCAGCCACCAGGGAAAAACAGUCAACACAAAGCAAGGCCUAAUAUCCUUGUGAGGACGCCACCUAUGACUGUUGAGUCAAGUACAAAGUCAGGUGUACAAGUGGGAUUGUUAUCAACCUUAAACCAGCCCAGCCAACACAACAGACCCUUGAUGGUAUCAGGUCCUGAAGAGAGAAACCCUCCCAGGUCCAGUGUUCAAGUGGAAUUGUUAGCACCUUUAAACCAGCCCAUACAACACAACAAACCCUUAACGGUAUCAUGUCCUGAAGAGAUUACCAUCCCAGCUGGAUGCCUUGUUGAAUUGGUGGAGGUGAAAAACGUCAAUGGUACACGUGAACUGGAGCUUCGGCUAGUGCCACAGCAGCUUUCUGGACCGCAACAGAAGGACUUAAAAAGUACUACUGUAACUUCUGCAACAAGCAGAUUGUCCUUUAAAUGUAGAGUUGCGACAGAUGAUAAUCAAUCAGUGAACAUGAACCAUGACAUCAACACCCCAAAGGCAAAUGCCAUUCCUGAGCAUCUAGUCCAGCGAUCACAUCUAAAGAGUCUUUUAGCAGAUGACAAAGUAUAUCUAAAAAAUGACACCGAGGUGAACGGGACAGUGCUUUCUUCCAGGAAAAAUGGGACAGGAUCUUCAAGCAAAUGGUUGCACGCUCUCUCAAGAUCAGUAGCGUCUAACCCUUCAGAACCACAUGACUUUAUGCAAUGGCUGCGUGCCGAACAAAAAAAAGUUGCGACAGAACCAGUUAAGCCACAGUCUCGCAUGCACUACCCAAUCAAAAACAUUUCUCCACAUGCACGCAAGAAGAACAGUACGGCUAAAGGGCUUAAAUAUAAGCGCAGAGCUGCUCAACCACCAGCAGACAAACAGGAAGAUACAGAACUGAGUUAUCAAGGACUCCCUGUGAUUUCAUCGGUCUUUUCACUCUGCCCCAUUCCCCAAGAAACUCCGAGCCACAUUCACACCAUAGAAGCUGAGACCCAGAUAUCAGUAGUUUCAGAAUCGAAAGAAAGCCCAAACACCACUGACAACCCAAGAGUCUGUAGACCAACCAUGAAAACAGAAGAUGAAGCCAGACUGUUGACUGAUGGUCAACUUGCUGAGAAAAAGGUUGAGACUUUAGAAGAACCCAAAGUGUCUGAAGAUAUAGUGAAAGAAAAGCUAAACCCUGUGGAAGAAAAGACAUUUGCAAGCGAUGACGAGGACAAGAUUUCAUCAAAACUCUGUAGCUCUUCAACUGAUGCUCUAAAGACAGACCCAUCAUCGAGUAUGAACAGUUCAUCGGGAAGCAUGAGCGAUUGUUCCUCACAACAUGAAAAGAUGGAGACAACAAAUUUGGAACCAGAAAAGAGCUGCCUUGCACAGAAUGACAGUCCUGUCGCUUCGAACAUGAAUCCUACAGUAGCUUUGAUCAGAAUGCCAAGCUUGGAAUUUUUUUCCCUGUCCGAAUCUGCAACUAAAGAGAAACGAGACAGCGAGGAAAGCGUAACUGCUCGUCCCGUCGUCUGCUGCACAUCGAACCAGCAGAACCUACAAGAAAGGACGAUUAAACUGGUCUUAAAAAGAAAACGCUCGGAAACUAGUACUUCUCAAGACGGAAGAAUAGACCUAGUAUGCAUUGAUCUACCCCCUAAAAACAAGAAACAGAAAAGGGCUAAGAAACACAAGUCCUCUAAAGACCAACAUCCGGGGAACGCUACCAUGGAAAGCACGUGCUUAACGCCGCUGAAAGAUGAUCAACUAAUCAAACAUCCAGGACCGAAUCAACCUGUGGUGGUUCUGAACCAUCCAAAUCCACACGUCUGGAUGGUCAGUAUGAAAGACCAACAACGUAGAAGCUCAACUCCGGACCUCUCUAAUCAGGAUGGAACCAUCAUGUCCAACCCUGUGAGGACGUGUCCUGCUUUUAAAAUGACACUGAAAAAAGUCCAGGGACAGAAGUAUCAGGUCACCGAGCUUCUUCUGAAAGGUGUCUUUGAAAACACAGUGCUAUGACAAAAAUCUGUUUUUUAAGAAACGUUGUUUUUUAACCAUGUUCGUCGUACAUUUCUCCUCCAUCUCUACACCUUUUGGUAGUGCUUAAUGUAGAUCUUUUACAAGCUACAUAGACGCUGCAUUCGGUGUUGUAGGAUGUAGCUGGGUUGGAACAACAGGCUCUAAGGGAGUUUGCAAAAACUAGUAUUGGAAUGAAGCGAAACACUUUUUAAAACAAAAAAACCCAGUAUUUUUUAGUGUUAUCUCUUGGAACUUGAUGACCAUUUAUUGUUCCUUACUUCAAAAUCUCUGUAAUAGUUCUUCAAGGGAUUCCUAAUCUGGAGUAAAUCUAGAAUAAAUUGUUAACACCUAUACAGGAAAAAGCCCUUAUGUUUGUAUAUAAAGGAGUCUGUUUUUUGUUUUUUUUGUAUAAGGAAGCAUUUUUUUUGUACAUUUGACUAAAAUCGACUGUCAAAUAUUCCUCUUGCGAAUAUUGGAAUAUUAACUUAACCACAGAAAAGAUAUUCAAUUUGUUUUCGGACUCCGUGUUAGAGUUUCGAGAGCGCUCCUUAAAUGCUUUAUGUGUGUGUGUGUGUGUGUGUGUGUGUGUAUAUAUAAUAUAUUUAUAUUA